AUGUUCAAUUCACACUCCCACGUGUCAAAGAGCGAACGAACCUUGCCUUCCACUUUCAUCUACCCUCCAUGGAUCAUGGAACGAACACAACAUGCCGUUGACUCUGAGCAGCUGUCGCUGAACGGACACCUAGAACAUCGGCCGAGACGGUCUUAUGAAGAGGAGAUACCCCGGGAUGCCUACCAUGAGGGCGUACACAUAGCUUCCGUGGCUGAGAAGAAGCGCCUGUGGUGGAGGAAUGCCAUCAUAAAUGCCUUAUUUAUUGCUUCAUGGUUUCUCUUCGCAACUCUUCUCUCAGUCUACAAUAAAUGGAUGUUUUCAGCCGACCACUUUGGGUUCCCUGCUCCCCUAUUCGUCACGACUAUGCACAUGUUUGUUCAGUUCGCUCUCGCAUCCGCCUUACGGACGAUUUGGCCCAAGAGGUUUCGUCCUAAGAACAGCCCUUCUCGCGAGGACUAUGUGAAGAAAGCAGUGCCAACUGCUGCUGCCACUAGUCUAGAUAUUGGCCUGUCGAAUUUAUCACUCAAGUUGAUAACGCUAUCUUUCUACACCAUGGUCAAGUCAUCGUCUUUAAUCUUCGUCCUCCUGUUCGCGUUCUUGUUCCGUCUAGAAGUCUUUUCAUGGCGGCUGGUGGCCGUAAUCACGCUAAUAUCUGCUGGCGUCGUUCUUAUGGUGGCCUCUGAAGCUCAAUUUGAAUUAAAUGGCCUAAUUCUGGUAUUGAGUGCCAGUGCACUGGGUGGCCUCCGUUGGAGUCUUACGCAAGUUCUCCUCAAAAGUAAAAAUAUGGGUUUUGAUAAUCCGGCAGCUACAAUCUUCUGGCUCUCUCCUACUAUGGGAGCGACACUCGCAAUUGUCAGUGCUGCCCUUGAGGGUUGGCCGUCGAUCUUCCGCACUUCCUUUUUCGAUGGUGUCACCCGAACGUUGGGAACGGUGUUCUUCCUUACGGCCCCAGGUGUCAUCGCAUUUUGCAUGGUAUUGAGCGAAUACUACAUCAUCCAGCGCGCAGGGGUCGUGCCGAUGUCCAUCGCUGGAAUAGCGAAAGAAGUAUCCACAAUUCUGGUGUCCACAUGGGCUUUUGGAGACAGAAUCUCACUGCUCAACGCCAUCGGUGUUGCAAUUACAGUGUCCGGGAUUGGCCUGUUUACAGUGCACAAGUACCGUAAAUCGAUCGAGUCGACGGUUCCCUUGGAUGCUCACGGCAACCCGAUUACGGAAGGCGAGGAGGGGAGCGUUGGGAGCCUCGAGGAAGCGCAGUACGGCAGUGAGGCCGAGGAGACUAUCCGAUUAACUUCCAGGGCGCACGGGGAGGAGGAUGCUAGCGGCUUGGCUGAGGAGCGCGAGCGACUGGUGCAGAUAUCGUCGACUGAUCUACGUGUUUUAGAGGAUCGCGUCCGGCCAGUCCCUGAGUUUCAUGACGAGUGGGAAUCCGGCGACAGCGGCGAGCCUGGGCGGGCUGGGCAUGGCCGAAGUGAUGUGGACAAGGUGUGGAAUGGAUGA
This is a messenger RNA of Cyclocybe aegerita, 1497 nucleotides long. NCBI's taxonomy places the organism in Eukaryota, Fungi, Basidiomycota, Agaricomycetes, Agaricales, Hemipholiotaceae. The record is from the annotation of a GenBank genome assembly.